GAUAGUAAAAUUUAUAAGUUGAUUGAUUAAACUCAAAAUAUUAUUAUGGAGGGGCCAUUUCAGAACUGCGCAUAAUACAGGGGGUCUCCUUAUAUGCAAUUUUAUUUUUACCUACCUAGGAGAAAAAAAGAAAAAAAGUAAUAACAAAAUAACUUUUCCAAGCUCCUACUAUAUAUAUAUAUAAGUAGUAGUGUAGAACUCACAGUCACGGUUCCAAUUAAGCAAAUUGCGUUUAAUUAAUUCCAUUCCAUUCCAUUCCAUGGGGUUUCUCCCCUGCUCCAGCUACGUGAUGAUGCUCCCGAAGCCCCUGGUGUUGUUCCUCCUCCUCCUCGACUGCUUCAGCUUCUCAUUCUCGUACCUCCUCCACGUCCUCGGCCUCAAGCCCUACCCCCAUGCAACGCUCCUCCCUCCCUGGGACGACUACGCCCUCUACCUCCAAGCAACAUCGCCGACCACCACCGCCGCCGACCUGCCGCUGCCGCUGCUGCUGCCGCUGCCGCAUCCUCCUUCCCCCGCGACCACCGCUUCUCCUUCCGCCGCCGUUACGGAGACCCUCCGCGUCGUGCACUACUUCGAAAUCUUCUCAAAGAAGCAGCAGCAGCAGCUCAAACAGCUCACCGCUGCGGCGGCGGAGGAGGAGGAGGAGGAGGAGGAAAAUGCCGUUUGCGUGGUUUGCUUGGAGGAGUUUGCGGGGGAGCACAGGGUGAGGGAGCUGGGGAACUGCGACCACGCGUUCCACGCGGCGUGCAUCGAUCGGUGGGCCGAGACGGGCCGCGCCACGUGCCCGCUGUGCCGCUCCCCGCUGCAGCCGACGUCGCCGCAGCGCAGGAGCCCGGAGACGCCUGGUGGGGUGUGGUUUCCACGAUAACAGGCGCGCCUCUUGCUAGGUUCUUCCUAGUAGUUUAGUUCGCAGAAUUUUUUUUUUUUUUUUCCAUUUGCACAAGGCAAUUUUGCCGUCCAUUCGCUUCGAAAUGUAUUAAGACGCACCAAUGAUGUGUCUCUGUAUCUUUUAUUUUUUAAAAAAAAUUUAUAAGCGCUGAAUUAUAGCAA
This is a messenger RNA of Ananas comosus (pineapple), 1050 nucleotides long. RefSeq names its product probable E3 ubiquitin-protein ligase XERICO. The transcript has a single exon. The record is from RefSeq and is a predicted model, not a curated record. Gene Ontology annotation, molecular function: ubiquitin protein ligase activity. Bases 260 to 868 code for a protein of 202 amino acids. Gene Ontology annotation, biological process: protein ubiquitination. NCBI's taxonomy places the organism in Eukaryota, Viridiplantae, Streptophyta, Magnoliopsida, Poales, Bromeliaceae.